This is a messenger RNA of Psilocybe cubensis, 633 nucleotides long. RefSeq lists its product as uncharacterized. Bases 1 to 633 code for a protein of 210 amino acids. NCBI's taxonomy places the organism in Eukaryota, Fungi, Basidiomycota, Agaricomycetes, Agaricales, Agrocybaceae. The record is from RefSeq and is a predicted model, not a curated record. The transcript is spliced from 5 exons.
AUGCCAUUCCUCCGUGCUCCAAUAGACACAACGGUCAGCCACAGAAAACCAUCUCCGAGUUAUCUAGAACGGGUUCCAUUCUCUGUCCAACUCGUGUUCCUUGGAAAGGGUUUGCGGCUUCUGCCUGUCAGCCUCUUGUGCGGUUCCGGGAUAACACUAUGGAAGAAAUGCGACUCUCGCGGAAAGACAGCGCCUUUGCAUGUCUUCGGAGGGACGGUUCUGGACGUCAGACAGAGUGCUGCUAACAGCAAACAGGAAUGCGUAAACUUUGGUGCAUUGAUUGACCGUCUUCGUGAAACGACGGGUAAGAGGGCCAUGAUGGUUGACAUCUUCUUUAUGGAGGCAGACUACGCACUCGAUCUGAAAGGCGACAAAUCAUCCCAGCUUAGUUCCUCUACGUCUGCGGAAUACAAUUUUGCGCGUGAAACUCCUUCCCAAGCGUUAGCCAGAUUUGCUUCCGCAGAACGGUUUACUAGACAUUUUGGACUCGUUCCGGAAUGGGAUGACUGGUUUGAAAGCGGAACCAAGCUCACAUUCCCUGGCUCAACCACUUCCUUUCAGUCUAUUGAAAAGCUGAAGACUAUUCUUGACUUGGCUGGCUGGCGCCCAGGUCCCUUGGUCAGGAAACCUUAA